ACAUAUGAAGGACCUGAUUGUAUUGAAAAAUUCUGUCAAGUGCUUAGGGCUAAAACUGAUGGCCUUUAUGAGAAGUACUGGAAAUCUAGUAAAAAGCCCAUAUAUGAAUUCAAUAUUUGGGAUGAAGACUGUCAGGAACACGAAGCGUGCUGUGCCUGCGAUGAGCAAAUUUUGGUUGAUGAUCGUGAAAAAUACUUCAAUCAAUUCACGGGCCAAUAUGUAGGGCCUAUUCAUAAGGUCUGUAAACAAACAUUUAGAUUAAGCGAUCCCUUUUUCCCUGUAGUGUGUCACAACUUGUCUCGAUAUGACAUCCACUUAUUUGUAACAUCGAUAAGAGAUGAAUUGAAACCCAUUCCUUGCAAUAAAGAGUUAUAUAUUGCGUUAACUCAAACUUGCAAGCUUGAUUCACAUCUUCAUCAAUAUAAAAUAAGAUACAUAGAUUCAAAUAGAUUUUUAAAUUCGAGCUUAGAAAAACUUGCUAGCUAUAUGGAUGUAUCCAAUUUCAAAAUAUUGAACAGCAAAUAUCAAAACGAAAAAUUUGACAUGCUACGAAGAAAAGGAGUAUUUCCCUAUGACUAUUUAGAUAGUUUUCAAAAAUUUGAGGAAUCCCAGCUCCCUUCAAGGGAAUAUUUUUAUAAUUCUCUGAAUGAUGAGGAAUGUAGCGUGGAAGAUUAUAACUUUGCUCAGAGCGUGUGGAGAAUGUUUAACUGUACUAGUAUUAGAGAUUACUUAAAAUUAUACUUGGAAAGCGAUGUUCUAAUUCUUGCCGAUGUAUUCGAAAAUUUUAGAACUCUUUGUUCACGAGUAUACAGACUAGAUCCCAUUAAUUAUGUUACUGCUCCUUCAGUUUCAUGGGAUGCAAUGCUUAAAUACACAAAGAUAGAAUUGGAACUUAUAAGUGAUCCUGAUAUUUAUAACUUUUUAAAAACUGCAGUCCGGGGAGGGUUGACUCAAUGUACCCAAAGGAUCGCUACAGCAAAUAACAAAUACUUAAAUGACAAAUUCAAGUCUAGCGAUCCUAUAAACUACCUGACAUAUAUUGACGCCAACAAUUUAUAUGGAUGGGCUAUGAGUCAACCACUUCCAUAUUCCAAUUUUAAAUUUCUAAGUAAUAAUGAAAUUUUAUCUUUCAACGCUCUUAAUAUAUCAGCCAGAGGUAAUAUAGGAUACAUAUUAGAAGUAGAUCUGAAAUAUCCUAAAAAUGUUCAUAAUAAACAUAAUAGUUUACCAUUCUGCCCCGAAAAUAAAAUUCCGCCAGGAGGAAAGCAGCCCAAAUUAAUAGCUGAUUUAUCAGAUAAAAAGAAUUAUAUAAUACAUUUAAAACAGCUGCAGUUAUGUAUAGAGCAAGGUAUGAUUGUAGAAAAAAUAUCUCGAAUACUAUCUUUUAAACAGUCCUGUUGGUUAAAGCCUUAUAUUGACCUAAAUACAACACUAAGAAAAUUAGCUGUAAAUGAGUUUGAGAUAAACUUUUUUAAAUUAAUGGUCAAUGCCGUAUGCGGCAAAACGAUUCCGCAGGGUUUAGACAACGCAUAG
This is a messenger RNA of Drosophila obscura, 1533 nucleotides long. RefSeq lists its product as uncharacterized. The transcript is spliced from 2 exons. Bases 487 to 1533 code for a protein of 348 amino acids. Lineage: Eukaryota; Metazoa; Arthropoda; Insecta; Diptera; Drosophilidae. The record is from RefSeq and is a predicted model, not a curated record.